Molecule: messenger RNA, 4554 nt
Organism: Gymnodraco acuticeps
Lineage: Eukaryota; Metazoa; Chordata; Actinopteri; Perciformes; Bathydraconidae
Gene: raraa
Product: retinoic acid receptor, alpha a
Exons: 9
Coding region: 812-2248 (478 amino acids)
Biological process (GO): regulation of transcription by RNA polymerase II; retinoic acid receptor signaling pathway; cellular response to corticotropin-releasing hormone stimulus
Cellular component (GO): transcription regulator complex; nucleus
Molecular function (GO): RNA polymerase II cis-regulatory region sequence-specific DNA binding; zinc ion binding; nuclear receptor activity
Source: RefSeq, a predicted model, not a curated record
UGCUGUGCCUUGUCACAUUUUUGCAGAACAUGAUAGCCGCACGGCUCGCGGUGAGAAUGAUUUAGGCGUCUCUCCAAAAUACAAACAAGGUGCUGCUGCUGCGUGUUUUCCUGGGACCCUGGAUAUCAGAGAGCGGGGUCUGAAGGACAGGAAGCGGGUUGUUGUAGCCUAGCGCACGGAGGGAGACCGGUUCAUUGACGGGGCUGAUAGGAGUCCACCCGGGACAACCGACCGUAAACCCUAAAGGACAAACUGCAACUACACGGGAUUUCCUCCUUUCCAUAUUUGCGCUUUUCAUCCCAUUGAUAAUUUUCCUGCCUCGCGCACUUGGGAGAUUUUUAUCCUCUUUUUUGGGAUUUUUAUUUUCUCUUCACGGUGUGGAUACAUCCUCAAAUGUUGCUCUGUGUUUGAGCAAGGCCGAAAGGACCCAUAUAUAUAUAUUCUGCUGAAGUUAUUUUAUUAUUUGUGUGCGUAAACCCAGCCGUGUUUCUCACAUUGCACACCAUGCAGAUUGUUCUUUUAAAUUAUGUUUUCAAAUUGAGCGCAGCCGAUUAGGCUUUUCCAGACACUGAUUCACUGCCUCGGUUUGGGGUUUCGAUCAAUACAGGAGAAAAAAAGAUGCCAAAUGUUAAAACGCUCCCACUGUGUUUGGAUUUACCACUUUUCCUUCGAUUUUAAUGCAGUUUCCCCCUCGUUUGGCCCCCUUAGUUUCUACCUCUGUUGGUGGCGAGCUGAAAACCACAAGGCUCGCGUUUUCCUGCCACAAUAGUUCGCUUUUUGAUAAUAACCCCUUGCUAUCGUCCUGCUCCGUAUGAUGUAUGAGAGCGUGGACGUUGUGGGACUGACUCCCAGCCCGAACCCGUUUUUAAUGAUGGAUUACUACAACCAGAGCAGAGGAUGCUUGAUCCCGGAGAAAGGACUGGUGCCCGGAGCGCCCCAUCCGUACAGCACGUCCAUCAGGAACCAGCACUGGAACGGCUCCAAUCACUGCUAUCCACAGUGCGAAAGAAAGCGAUCACCAGGGAUUUCCAUAGAGAGUAGACGAGGCAGAGAGAAGGCGAUAGAGACCCAGAGUACCAGCUCAGAAGAGAUAGUGCCAAGCCCGCCCUCGCCUCCGCCGCCGCCCCGCAUCUACAAGCCCUGCUUUGUGUGCCAGGACAAGUCCUCAGGGUACCACUAUGGUGUCAGCGCCUGUGAAGGCUGCAAGGGCUUCUUCCGGAGAAGCAUCCAGAAGAACAUGGUGUACACUUGUCACCGGGAGAAGAACUGCAUCAUUAACAAAGUCACCCGCAACCGCUGCCAGUACUGUCGGCUGCAGAAGUGCCUGGAAGUCGGGAUGUCGAAGGAGUCAGUGAGGAACGAUCGGAACAAAAAGAAGAAGGAUGACAAGAAGCCGGAGUGCAUGGAGAUCUACGUGCUGAGUCCUGAAACGGAGAGGAUGAUCGAACGGGUUCGAAAGGCACACAAGGAAACGUUUCCCUCCCUGUGCCAGCUGGGCAAAUACACUACGAGUAACAGCUCAGAACGACGUGUAUCUCUGGACGUAAACCUGUGGGACAAGUUCAGUGAACUGUCCACCAAGUGCAUCAUAAAGACGGUGGAGUUUGCUAAGCAGCUGCCCGGCUUCACAACGCUCACCAUCGCCGACCAAAUCACUCUGCUAAAGGCCGCCUGUCUGGACAUCCUGAUACUCCGGAUCUGUACGCGCUACACACCAGAGCAGGACACCAUGACUUUCUCAGAUGGACUCACGCUAAAUCGAACCCAGAUGCACAACGCAGGUUUCGGCCCUCUCACCGACCUGGUUUUUGCCUUUGCCAACCAGCUCCUUCCUCUGGAGAUGGACGACGCAGAGACGGGGCUGCUCAGCGCCAUCUGUUUGCUCUGUGGAGAUCGUCAGGACUUGGAACAGGCAGAGAAGGUGGACGUCCUGCAGGAGCCUCUACUGGAGGCGUUAAAGAUUUACGUAAGGAGGAGGAGGCCCCACAAACCGCACAUGUUCCCCAAGAUGCUGAUGAAGAUCACCGAUCUGAGGAGCAUCAGCGCUAAAGGAGCCGAGCGAGUCAUCACCCUGAAGAUGGAGAUCCCCGGCUCCAUGCCCCCCCUCAUCCAGGAGAUGUUGGAGAACUCAGAAGGUCUGGAGAGCGCGGCGGCAAGCAGCCGGGCGAGCGGCGCCCCCCCCGGCUCCUGCAGCCCCAGCCUGUCCCCCAGCUCGGCCCAAAGCAGUCCCGCCACACAAUCGCCGUAGAAGCGGCCCACCUUUUUUUAAUUUUCCGUCACGAUGUUCUCUGCGUUCUUAAGAGGGGUGAAGGGGGGGGGGGGGCCUGGACCCUGACUGUUGAACACCAGCAGAGCCAACCUCCUCCUCUCCUUACGACACAAACGCCCCCCCCCCCCACCUCCUGAUCUGCCUUUUCCUCACCGUCCUGAUGUGAGGGGGGGUGAGGCCGGGGCGGGCCGGGGCGACAGGACGCCUCUGAGAGACCACAUCGUAAACACUGCUGAAGACCCCCCCCCCCCCCCCCCCCCCUUCUCCCUCCACUCUCUCCUCCACUGCUGCUCCUCCCCUCUCCACCUUUCUCCUAAAGACUCAUGGAAACGGAUGCAGUGGCGAUCAGUUUUGAUUGGAAUCGAGAGUGGGCGGGGCAACGCGGGACAGAUGUAUGAUCAAGGACAAUUCAUUCAGACUGACUUGAUGAACACCAGACACUUUUUUUUGUUGAACUCUGAGGCAGACUGCAAGCUUGGGACUUGUCAAAAGACCCCCCCUCCUCAAAGACUCUGGGUCUUUUCUCUUUUUCCAACUUAAAAAAGACAGAUUUCGUACAAAAGAUAUAUAAAUAUAUAUAGAAAAAAGUUAUUGUGAUGGACACGUCCGGAACAGAAUGGCAGGUUGAAAUGACGACAUGUUUUCUGAGAGUAGAAAUGGUUGUACUCCUUCACUGUUUGAAUCUUUUCAUACCCAUCGAGAGUAUUGAGAGAGACCUUUCAGUUUUAUCACAUUUGUACAUUAUUCUAAUUAAGGAAAAGCAAAAGAUGUUGAAAUUUCUCUCCAGUCUACACAUGCAAACACACACACACACACACACACACACACACACACACACACACACACACACACAAAUGUGCACAGAAAACAAGUCGCAAUGAAUAUCACCUACUAUUCCAGGUUGGAUUUGUUUUCCUUUUUUCUUUUUUUUGCUUCCAAGAGAAUGGAAAAAAAAUGAUUGUAUGAACUUGGUUGUAUGAUAUGGUCACAGGUCCUUUCAAGAAAUCAAAUUAAUGAAGAUUCAUUAUUAAGGUGUAUUUUAAGUAGCCUUUGAGUUUGUGUAUAUAAGCUGUAUUCAUUUCUUUAAAACUAUGAAGAGUUUUAGGCUUCACCUGAUUUUUUUUUUUUUUUUAAGAAUACCUUUUAUGUGUUUUUGUUUAUAGGUUUGUGAUGCAAGAAAAUACAUUUUGAGCACAUUUUACUGAAGGAAGUUCUUUCAUGUUUUGUGUACUAAAUACUGGACAGACUCUUAACCAAUCACUGGCUGUUCAGGAUGUGGCUUUCACAGACAAUUUAAACCUCCCCCUCUCACUUUUAAAAGAUGUUUUACAUACAGUAGAUUGACAAAGUAGCACUCCAGUCGGGGCAUAGCUUUUUUUUGGCCGUGUAGCAGAAAGAAAUUGUGUUUUUCUGAAAAUGGUGAGCCGGACGUCACUUGGAGCCGGCCAGGUUCAAGUGAGCCACAGCAGCUCAGCUUCAAAGAGAGUUCAAAUGUGAAGAAUGGUGUACAUACACACUGUAUUAAACACAAGUGAUUUUCAGUAGCCUCUGAAUGGAUCAAUAAUCUGUAGUGGAUGGUAAAAGAAUAGAUUGUAGUGAUACCUCUGCUCUCUCAGCGGUCAGGCAAGUGAAGGUCCCAAAUGUGAUGUUUGUCAACUAAGUCCUCACAAAUGUUCCCCAUCUGGCAACCUGUGGUAGAAACGAGUAUGUGACUUUUUUGCCGGAUCCAGAGCAACCUCGCACCCUGUGACUCACUUUACGCCAAAACGCCUUCACCGUUAACACACGUUUCAUCUUCUAGACCAUCAUUACUGUACACACGCCAAUGUCUCAGGAAGGAAUCAUUUUGUGUGCUUGGCCUGUUCUAUGUUUCUGUGCUGCACCCCCCCUAACCCUCCUAUCACAGAUGCACACACACACGUCUGCUACUGAGCCCCUGAAUUUUAUUUCACUCGUUUUUUUGUUCGGCCUGGCAGACCAGGACCUGUGCAGAGAGACACUUACCCUGCAACGUUACGACAUAGGAUGCCAGUGUGGAGUCUCUCCGAGUCGUUCAUGUGUUCUUUUUAUUUGUACGGUCAAUGCUGCUUUCAUCAUUUAGGACUUCACCUGUCCAGAACAGCGCACAACUUUUCCCUCCACAGCUAAUCUGGAAUAGCAAGAGACACACCGUCAGUUUGAGAAAUAUGGAAUAUGUUGCAAUUUUGUCAAGAUUAUCAAGCGACUUUGGAAAAAAACAAAACAACAAAAAAAAAAGAUUAAAAUAAAACCAACAUUUAAUAUUA